This is a messenger RNA of Molossus molossus (Pallas's mastiff bat), 2439 nucleotides long. Its product is annotated as basic proline-rich protein-like. The coding region runs from base 1 to 2439 and encodes 812 amino acids. The transcript has 10 exons. NCBI's taxonomy places the organism in Eukaryota, Metazoa, Chordata, Mammalia, Chiroptera, Molossidae. The record is from RefSeq and is a predicted model, not a curated record.
AUGGGUUUGGGACUUUCUUCUUUCUUACCCGACGACCGCAGCCGUGCCUUCGCCCCGCAGUACCCCUUCAGCACGAAGGUUCUGUGUCCCCCGGAUCCCGGUAGCCGUGCCUUCGCCCCGCAGUACCCCCUCAGCACGACGGUUCUGUGUCCCCCGGAUCCCGGUAGCCGUGCCUUCGCCCCGCAGUACCCCUUCAGCAGGAAGGUUCUGUGUCCCCCGGAUCCCGGUAGCCGUGCCUUCGCCCCGCAGUACCCCUUUAUCACGAAGGUUCUGUGUCCCCGGAUCCCGUACCCCUUUAUCACGAAGGUUCUGUGUCCCCCGGAUCCCGGUAGCCGUGCCUUCGCCCCGCAGUACCCCUUUAUCACGAAGUACCCCUUUAUCACGAAGGUUCUGUGUCCCCCGGAUCCCGGUAGCCGUGCCUUCGCCCCGCAGUACCCCUUUAUCACGAAGGUUCUGUGUCCCCCGGAUCCCGGUAGCCGUGCCUUCGCCCCGCAGUACCCCUUCAGCACGAAGGUUCUGUGUCCCCCGGAUCCCGGUAGCUGUGCCUUCGCCCCGCAGUACCCCUACAGCACGAAGGUUCUGUGUCCCCCGGAUCCCGGUAGCCGUGCCUUCGCCCCGCAGUACCCCUUUAUCACGAAGGUUCUGUGUCCCCUGGAUCCCGGUAGCCGUGCCUUCGCCCCGCAGUACCCCCUCAGCACGAAGGUUCUGUGUCCCCCGGAUCCCGGUAGCUGUGCCUUCGCCCCGCAGUACCCCUACAGCACGAAGGUUCUGUGUCCCCCGGAUCCCGGUAGCCGUGCCUUCGCCCCGCAGUACCCCUUUAUCACGAAGGUUCUGUGUCCCCCGGAUCCCGGUAGCCGUGCCUUCGCCCCGCAGUACCCCUUUAUCACGAAGGUUUCUGUGUCCCCCCGGAUCCCGGUAGCCGUGCCUUCGCCCCGCAGUACCCCUUCAGCACGAAGGUUCUGUGUCCCCCGGAUCCCGGUAGCCGUGCCUUCGCCCCGCAGUACCCCCUUCAGCACGAAGGUUCUGUGUCCCCCGGAUCCCGGUAGCCGUGCCUUCGCCCCGCAGUACCCCUUCAGCACGAAGGUUCUGUGUCCCCUGGAUCCAGGUAGCCGUGCCUUUGCCCCGCAGUACCCCUUCAGCACGAAGGUUCUGUGUCCCCCGGAUCCCGGUAGCCGUGCCUUCGCCCCACAGUACCCCUUCAGCACGAAGGUUCUGUGUCCCCUGGAUCCAGGUAGCCGUGCCUUCGCCCCACAGUACCCCUUCAGCACGAAGGUUCUGUGUCCCCUGGAUCCAGGUAGCCGUGCCUUUGCCCCGCAGUACCCCCUCAGCACGAAGGUUCUGUGUCCCCCGGAUCCCGGUAGCUGUGCCUUCACCCCGCAGCACCCCUUCAGCACGAAGGUUCUGUGUCCCCUGGAUCCAGGUAGCUGUGCCUUUGCCCCGCAGUACCCCCUCAGCACGAAGGUUCUGUGUCCCCCGGAUCCCGGUAGCUGUGCCUUCACCCCGCAGUACCCCUUUAUCACGAAGAUCCCGGUAGCUGUGCCUUCGCCCCGCAGUCGUGCCUUCGCCCCGCAGUACCCCCUCAGCACGAAGGUUCUGUGUCCCCCGGAUCCCGGUAGCCGUGCCUUCGCCCCGCAGUACCCCUUCAGCACGAAGGUUCUGUGUCCCCUGGAUCCAGGUAGCUGUGCCUUCGCCCCGCAGUACCCCCUCAGCACGAAGUACCCCUUCAGCACGAAGGUUCUGUGUCCCCUGGAUCCAGGUAGCUGUGCCUUCGCCCCGCAGUACCCCCUCAGCACGAAGGUUCUGUGUCCCCCGGAUCCCGGUAGCUGUGCCUUCACCCCGCAGUACCCCUUUAUCACGAAGAUCCCGGUAGCUGUGCCUUCGCCCCGCAGUCGUGCCUUCGCCCCGCAGUACCCCCUCAGCACGAAGGUUCUGUGUCCCCCGGAUCCCGGUAGCUGUGCCUUCACCCCGCAGUACCCCUUCAGCACGAAGGUUCUGUGUCCCCUGGAUCCAGGUAGCUGUGCCUUCGCCCCGCAGUACCCCCUCAGCACGAAGUACCCCUUUAUCACGAAGGUUCUGUGUCCCCCGGAUCCCGGUAGCCGUGCCUUCGCCCCGCAGUACCCCUUUAUCACGACGGUCCUGUGUCCCCCAGAUCCCGCUUUCUUUCGGAAAAUCGGCCUUGCUUGCCCACCGCGGCCGCCCUGCUUCCGGUCCCCUCUGCUCACGGAUAGCUACGUUGUUGCCAGUUUUGUGCCUCACAAGUACCGCUGCCAUUACAAACGCCCGGGUCCUUUUGUCCUGGUGCAGCUCGUGGAUCAUGGAUCGUGGAUCGUGGAUGGUGGAUGGUGGAUCGUGGAUCGCCUCCGGUUGGUAACUUCCUGCAACUUCAUGGCAGCACCGCCCACAGUGGCAGGCCGGUCCCAGCGGAAAGAGGAGAGAUGA